AUGGAUCCGUCUCCACCACCACCAGAAUCUGUACAGGAACCUUCUCCACUAUUAGACUCUGAAAAGAUACGUUUAAAACGUCUUGCAAAACUGCAGCAAGUAACUUCAAAUGAUUCAGGUGAAUCUUCCCAAGCUACUGCGUCAUCUUCUAAAACUGUGCCUGCGCGGGCAAACUCUUUACCAAAGUCGCCUAUGCAAGUAAAACCUACUUCGUUAUUUAAAAAAUAUUCAUUACCAGCCAAAGAACCUGAGAGGGUGCCACCUCAGGCUACUCCUAAAAUUAUACCUCCAACUAAAUCAUUUGAAGAUUGGCAAAAUGAUACAAUUUCCAAAGUUCUUCAAAUUACCCUUGAUAAAUCAACAGCUGAAAAAAGCGGAAAUCGAUUGAUUUAUCUUGAUUCUGUUGUGAAAACGUUAAUGGAAGAAAAUCCUGGGAUGUCUUCUUUCAAAUUGUCAAAAUCGAUUCUUGAUAACGCACUUUUUUCUCGACUCUCUAUCGACCCUAACCAAAUGAGUGAUGGCGAAGAACUUCCCCAAAUUCCCUUAUUCGAUUAUCUGCUUGAUAGUUGGAAAAGGGCUUCUGAAAUUAAAAGAUCAUUACGUGCUACUAAGACUUUAGAACAAUCAAUUAUUAAUGAACGCGUCGGUGUCAUAGAUACACUCAAAGAGCUUAUAAUUAAUUAUAUUCAAUAUGUCCUUCAAUACCCUGAUGACCUACCACAAGUUAGAAAUUCUACCAAGCUUGGUCCUAAUCAAUUAGUAUCGAGAUUAUUAGAAGAAUUUGAUUCACCUCAAGGAUUACCUUUAGAUUUCAUCAAAGAAUUAGCAAAUAAAGUUGAUGAUGAAGGAUUCGAAAAGAUGUUUUUGCCUGCAUUAUUGGGGUAUUCUGCCCAAAUAAGAACUAAAAAUAUAUUAAGCAGGGAUUAUUUAUUACCACUUAACUCAUUAGUAACCCUAUCAGAAAUAAAACCGUUAGCCGAUAAGAUGACGAAAGCACGUAAUUGGAAUCCUCCAAAUUCGACCGCAAGAAUAUUUGAAGUCGGUUCACUUUUGGGACCAUUUUGUCGAUUAUCUGCUUUUCCGACAGACGAGCCAACGAUUGCUGAAAGCUAUUUUGCUAAUGUCCAAGCAAGGCGACAAGCUGAUAUCGAUUCAGCUAUGACUAGUUUAAGAGGUGCUAUACGUGGGGUGCAGCAUUCCAUUUUCAAAAUCUUCAACAAUAUUGUUCGUUCUUCACCGUCAGCUCGAGAAGCCGUACUUGGUUAUUUUGCAGAGGUCAUUAGAUUAAACGAACGGAGAGCUCAGAUGCAGGUUGACCCAACCCAAGUCGGAACUGAUGGGUUUUUAACGAAUUUGACGAGUGUAUUACUGCAUUUUGCUGAUCCUAUCAUGGAUUUGCGAAAUCCAAAGAUUGAUCGUAUAGAUGUAGAUUAUUUUCGUAAAUCUAAUCGAAUCGAUGUUAGCCGGGAAACAAAAAUUAAGGCUAAUCAACAAGAAGCAGAUGCAUAUUUUUCAUUAGUAGAUGAAAGUACAUCCGCUCCAAAUUUUAUAUCUGAAAUAUUUUUCCUCACAAUUGCGAUGCAUCAUUAUGGUCCCUUACAUUGCUAUGAAAAUUAUAAUAAUUUUCUAAGGGAUCUCUCGGAACUUCAAAAACAAUAUGACCGAAUUAGAGCUGAUCAGCCUAAUUGGGCAGGGACUCCGAUGGCUGCGAGAAGUGAAGAACUGUUGGCACAUUGUAAAAUCGAAAAGAUGGCUUCACACAAGAUAGCAUACGAUGCACAACUUUUGGAUCAAGUUGCUUUAGAUCAUUCACUAAAAUUUUAUAAUUUAGUGAUGAAUUGGAUGCUAAGAAUCGUUGAUCCUACUGGCAAACAUCCAGAAAAACAAAUACAGCUACCUCUUCCUCCAACACCACCUGAUGCGUUUGCUAUGUUGCCUGAAUACGUAUUUGAAGACAUAACUGAAUUAUUUUUAUUUGUCGCAAAGUAUAUUCCAAGAGCGUCUGUUGUCUAUCAAGAUGUGUUAAUAGUUUUCAUUAUCACUUUUCUCAAAUCAUCAUCUUAUAUUAAAAAGCCCUAUUUAAAGGCUAAGUUAGUAGAAAUUUUAUUCUACUUUACGAUUCGUGGUGAACGUGAAGGCAGUAUAGAAAAAUUAUUAAAUUCUCAUCCUCUUGCUUUGGAUCAUUUGUUGUCAGCUUUAAUGUCCUUUUAUGUUGAGGUGGAACAAACUGGUACACAUACGCAAUUUUAUGAUAAAUUUAAUAUUCGAUAUAAUAUUUCACAAAUAUUCAAGUCGAUAUGGGGUAAUCAUGUACAUAAAGAACGAUUAAAAGAAGAAAGUCGAAACCUUGAUUCCUUUGUUAGAUUCGCAAAUUUGUUGAUGAAUGAUGUUACAUAUUUAUUGGAUGAAAGUUUAAGAAAACUUGCAGAAAUUCAUAAUAUACAAAAUGAAAUGAAUAACAAAGAGGAAUGGGAAAGUAAACCUCAGCAAUAUCGUCAAGAACGCGAAAAUACACUCCGAUCUGAUGAACGAUCUGCAACCUCUUACAUGUCACUUGGAAACGAAACAGUAAAUAUGUUGGUAUAUAUGACUGCAGAAGUUGCAGAUCCAUUCCUUACACCUCAAAUGGUUGAUCGAUUGGCAGCAAUGUUGGAUUAUAAUUUAAAGUCUUUAGCUGGUCCAAAAUGUACCGAACUUAAAGUUAGAAAUCCAGAAACAUAUAGUUUUCGACCUAAAGAAUUACUUUCACAAUUAGUCAAUAUUUAUUUGAACUUAUGUAAACAUAGAGUAUUUGUACAAGCAGUUGCAAGAGAUCGUCGAAGUUAUGACAAAGCAUUUUUUUCAAAGGCAGCUAGUGUUUUAUCUAAAUAUGGGUUACAUUCACCUAAGAAUAUCAGUGAACUCGAGAAAUUUGUUAAUGAAGUAGAAGAAACAAUUGUACUGGAAGCUGAAGGUGAAGAAGAGUUAGGUGACAUUCCAGAAGAAUUCUUGGAUCCAGUUAUCUUACCUGGAUCAAGAGUAACCGUUGAUCGAAGCACCAUCACAACACAUUUAUUAAGUGAUACAACAGAUCCUUUUAAUCGAAUGCCAUUAACAAUCGAUCAAGUCAUACCGAAUACUGAAUUAAAAGAACGAAUAGAAGCAUUUCUACAAGCAAGACGGCAAAAAUAA
Messenger RNA from Scutellospora calospora, 3171 nucleotides. The record is from the annotation of a GenBank genome assembly. Lineage: Eukaryota; Fungi; Glomeromycota; Glomeromycetes; Diversisporales; Gigasporaceae.